Molecule: messenger RNA, 1356 nt
Organism: Tricharina praecox
Lineage: Eukaryota; Fungi; Ascomycota; Pezizomycetes; Pezizales; Pyronemataceae
Exons: 6
Coding region: 1-1356 (451 amino acids)
Biological process (GO): phosphatidylcholine biosynthetic process
Source: RefSeq, a predicted model, not a curated record
AUGGCCGACAGCAGCACUCCACUGCCCUCGUCGGCGACGAAUCCGAACAACACCGUCCCCGAGCACGCAGCGGACGAAGACCUAUCAUCGCAGCCCAACUCGCCUCCGCUUUCGCGCUCACACUCAACCGCGUCUUCAUCCGGGCAAACGCAGGAUACCGAUGACUGGGAUUUUUUUCCUCCGUUGGACAAGCUCACGGUCUUUGACUACCUCGAUCAGCUCGCGCUGCCGCAACGUCUCGAGAAGAUCAACAGGACCUAUCUCGUGCAAAGAGACAAAGUCAAGCGGGGUUUCGAGAGCACCCGGGUCAAGGCACGGUUGAGAACCGAUCAGGAACUCGAGAAGUACCGUGAGAAGUAUAGUAAAGGUCUCGACAAGAUCUUGGAGAACUGGAACGAUACAAAAAUCGUUUCUUCGAGGGAGAAGCUGUCGUUUGUGGUCGGUGUCUCGAAUAUUUUCAUCACUGGACUUCUGAUUGGCGGAUAUCCUGAAUGGAUGCAUGUCUGGUAUUCGUUGCAGUUGCUCUACUUCAUGCCGAUUCGGUACUACACUUACCAUCAGAUGGGGUAUCAUUAUUUCCUGGCAGACUUAUGUUACUUCGUCAACGUGAUGCUUGUUCUUGCCAUUUGGGUGUUCCCCAAUUCGCGAAGACUGAUGAUAUCCGCGUACUGUCUCUCGUACGGCAAUAACGCGUGGGCGAUUGCCAUGUGGAGGAACUCGAUGGUCUUCCACUCGUUGGACAAAGUCACCUCGCUGUUCAUUCACAUUAUGCCUCCAGUGGUCCUGCACUGUCUCGUUCACCUCGUAGAUCCGGUCUACUGCGCCGAGAGGUUUCCGGCCAUCAGUAGGAUCAAACACGUGGAACUGUAUGGUCUCUGGGAGAUGAUCAUCUGGGCUACAGUUCCGUACGCAAUCUGGCAGUUGAGUUAUCAUGUCUUUAUCACGGUUAGAAGACGUGAAAAGAUCGCAGCCGGCCGUCCCACUUCGUUUACAUGGCUCAAGAAGAGUUACAAAAAGACGUGGAUCGGCAAGAUCGUCCUCGGUCUACCGUCGGCGAUGCAAGAGCCCGCGUUCAUGUUUGUCCAAUAUUCGUACGCUGUCGUCACCAUGUUGCCGUGCCCGCUGUGGUUCUACAACCGCAAACUGUCCGCGAUAUUCAUCGCCUUCGUCGGCUUGAUGAGUGUCUAUAACGGCGCAACAUACUACAUUGAUGUCUUCGGGAAGCGAUUCCAAAAGGAGCUAGAGCAGCUUCGGAAAGAUGCCGCCAAGUGGCAGAACUCGCCGCCUCCGUCGGAGCGGGAGCUCGACAGAAGCUACAGGGGAGGUGGCGCUGGGGUAUGCGGACCGGCGGUUUAG